UGUAAACAAACAACCGUCAACCCAUUCACCAGCCGGUUACAUCAAAGCGGUGUUGUGCUUCCAUCGAAAUCAUAAUCGAAAGGGCGAGAAUUAUUAAAUCCCCAUCCCUAUGUUCGCUACCAGCGCUCGAGCAUUUCACAGGAAAGCUACCCUGCAAGCCCUUCUCCAGCAUCCAGUGCGAUGGUAUUCGGAGCGAAAUAUUCUGAAGCUAAAAGAGCGCGGCUUCAUACAGGAUGUGUUUCCGGCCGAAACGAUCGAUAAAGCCCGCUCGAUGCUUGGCUCGACGACCCAAACCGUGUAUGCUGGCUUUGACCCGACCGCUAACAGUUUGCACGUGGGCAAUCUGUUAGUACUGAUUGGGCUGUUGCAUACCCAGCGCGCUGGCCAUCAACCGAUAGCACUGGUUGGCGGUGCAACCGGUCUGAUAGGGGAUCCAUCCGGGCGCAAAACCGAACGACAGUUGCUCGAGACGGAAACGGUACAGCAUAACGUGGCGUGCAUUAAGCGACAGAUAGAGACCAUUUUUACGAACCACGUGCGCUUUUUCUGGGACAAACCUGGCACUCUGAAACCGGUGCUGGUGGUGAACAAUGCCGACUGGUACCGGCAGUACAGCUUCGUCGAUUUUAUGGCGAACGUUGGGCGACACUUUCGCAUGGGUGCAAUGCUUUCCCGGUCGUCCGUCCAGAGCCGGCUUACAAGCGAAACCGGCAUGAGCUUUACCGAGUUUUCCUACCAACUGUUCCAGGCGUACGAUUGGUUGCAUCUGUUGCGGCACCACAACUGCCGGUUUCAGCUUGGCGGUUCGGAUCAGAUGGGCAACAUCAUGUCCGGGCAGGAGCUGAUCAGUCGUACCGAGUCGAAGGAAGUGUUUGGCCUAACGUUGCCACUCAUCACGAACGAGGAGGGUGAUAAGUUUGGCAAAUCAGCCGGUAAUGCUGUGUGGCUGUCAGACGAACGGACCUCACCGUACGCGAUGUAUCAGUUUUUCGUGCGCACGCCUGACUCGGAGGUGGAAAGGUUGCUACGGUUGCUUACCUUCCUGCCGGUACAGACGGUCGAGCAGGUGAUGGCAAGGCAUCGUCGAACGCCGGAGCUGUGGGAGGCACAGAAGCUGCUAGCUGGGGAGCUGACCAAAUUGGUGCACGGCGAGGCCGGACUGGAGAAAGCGAUGGGCAUCAGUAAAGCACUUUACAAUGGUGACCUUUCCACGCUCGAACUGCUGGAGGUGAAGGAUAUAGCGCAGAGCUUUGGUGGUGCACCGCUCUGUGAGAUUCUGCCCGAACCGGGAAUGACGGUGGUGGAUGUGGCGCUUCGUGCACGGUGCUUCCCGAGCCGGUCGGACGCGGAACGGAUUAUCGGGGCGGGCGGGUUCAGUAUAAACUUGAAGAAAGCCAAAAAUCCUGCGGAAGUAUUGUCACCUUCGGUGCACAUCCUUUCGAACCGGAUUUCGUUGUUGCGUGUAGGUAAAAGGAAUUAUUAUAUCGUAAAGUGGUUGCUGUAGAAUGGAUCGGUAGCAUGGUUGGGAAUAAAGUAAGCAUGUAUAGUUGUAUUCCCUCGUUUAAAAUGUGAUUGAAACAGAGUAUCCGUCAUCAACGAAAUAGGAAGUCUGUUAGACAAAGAGACGAAUACAAAUAAUUAACAAUUUUUGUUAGAUAUAUUGAUUAUAACGGAGCUAAUUUGGUGAUGGAUGUUAGCGAUUUCAUUCGAAGAACCACCAUACGACCGCUUCCCAGAACAUCUAUGCAACUCAAGUGCUGAACAUGUCGCUAUAAACACAUCCGUUUGCUGUCAAACGAUGAUUGUUUACCAAUGUCUCUAGUGCAGGUCCAGAACGUUGAUACGAAUCAUGAUUUACGAAUAGAUAGCCAAGACAGAAGCCUAGAAUGUGCGUGAAACCAGUAAGUGGUGGUUAUUUCGCGUAGAAACGCAGCAUUUAAUGGCCUAAAGCUGUCGGUUCACCGGGAACGCGAGUGCGGUGCGGCAGAGAACGAAACCAGCCUAGCCAGCAGUGGUGAGCUACAGAAGUGGUUUCAGGAGUGUGCAAGGAACGAGACGCGAAAGAAAGUUGACUGCCGUGUGGCCCAGAACAGGGCACGGAGAAGGGGAACCGAUCGGGAUAACAG
This is a messenger RNA of Anopheles stephensi (Asian malaria mosquito), 2126 nucleotides long. RefSeq names its product tyrosine--tRNA ligase, mitochondrial (gene TyrRS-m). NCBI's taxonomy places the organism in Eukaryota, Metazoa, Arthropoda, Insecta, Diptera, Culicidae. Bases 110 to 1504 code for a protein of 464 amino acids. The transcript is spliced from 2 exons. Gene Ontology annotation, cellular component: cytosol; mitochondrion. Gene Ontology annotation, biological process: tyrosyl-tRNA aminoacylation. Gene Ontology annotation, molecular function: ATP binding; RNA binding; tyrosine-tRNA ligase activity. The record is from RefSeq and is a predicted model, not a curated record.